CAUUUUCAUUCAUUGAUUCAUUCAUAGUUUCUGUCAUUCACUGCGAACAUGUUGAGAGCACUUGGCUUGGCUCGCUCAGUUGCGCGUGCUGCCGCUGGCUCUGCAUUGCCAUCAUCGUCCUCAGCCUCAGCCUCAGCCUCAGCCCCAGGCUCAGCCUCAUCAGCCUCAGCAAUCGCUGCUGCACUCUACUCACAACCCUACACCCAUGCUGGCGCGUGGCUCGCGCAGCCCAGGCGGACCAUGUUCAUCCAGACGCAAGACACGCCCAACCCAAACAGCCUCAAGUUCAUGCCGGGCGUCACGGUCGUCGAUGCUGGCACCUACGACUUUGCAGACUCGCGCGCUGCCGCCACUUCGCCGCUCGCACGCCAGCUCCUGCGCAUCCAGGGCGUCAACCGCGUCUUCUUUGCUCAAAAGUUCAUCUCCAUCAACAAGGCCGACGAAGCCGAAUGGCCUGUGCUCAAGCCGGAAAUCUACGCAACCAUCAUGGACUUUUUCGCAAGCGGACUGCCCGUAGUGGAAGCACCAAAGACAACCGAAGAAGCAGCUACUGAAGAGAACGAAACAGUUAGCAUGAUCAAAGAGCUGCUAGAUAGCCGUAUUCGCCCGAUGGUGCAAGAGGACGGCGGUGACAUCGAGUUCAAGAGCUUUGAGAACGGCGUCGUCAAGCUCAAGCUGAUUGGCUCGUGCAGCACUUGCCCUUCGUCCAAGGCCACCCUAUACGACGGCGUCUCCAACAUGCUGAUGCACUACGUUCCAGAGAUUGAAAAGAUUGAACAAGUUGAAGACGAAGUGGACGAAAUUUCCAACGCGCAGCUCGAAAAGCUCGAAGAUCGUCUCGAGGAUCGCAUCCGCACCAAGCCAACCACCCCCGCGCCAUCCUCUGCAUGAUUGCGUGUCGCCUUGUGUGUGUGUGUUUUUUGGUAUUGUGGGGGGGGAGGGCCUAGUGUUCAGCGCAGUUGGGUGCUUGUGCUUUGGCAGUAAAACCGAGCUUCCUUUCAAUACACUUUGUUCUUCUCUC
This is a messenger RNA of Capsaspora owczarzaki ATCC 30864, 1021 nucleotides long. RefSeq lists its product as hypothetical. Gene Ontology annotation, molecular function: iron ion binding; iron-sulfur cluster binding. Gene Ontology annotation, cellular component: mitochondrion. The transcript is spliced from 5 exons. The record is from RefSeq and is a predicted model, not a curated record. NCBI's taxonomy places the organism in Eukaryota, Filasterea, Ministeriida, Capsasporidae. Gene Ontology annotation, biological process: iron-sulfur cluster assembly. Bases 49 to 891 code for a protein of 280 amino acids.